Messenger RNA from Oryza sativa Japonica Group (Japanese rice), 1731 nucleotides. RefSeq names its product putative lipase C4A8.10. NCBI's taxonomy places the organism in Eukaryota, Viridiplantae, Streptophyta, Magnoliopsida, Poales, Poaceae. The record is from RefSeq and is a predicted model, not a curated record.
CCCCACACACACCUCGCAGCCAACCGGAAAUGCCCGCGUCUUCCAGACUCAACCCCUCCUCCGCCACGUGCUCCCUCGCCGCCGCCUCCGCCUCCACCUCCGCCUCGCCUCGCCGCCGCGGCCGCGGCCGGCGGCCCGCCUCCGCGAUGGGCCAGGCCCCGAGCUCGCCGCCGGGGCCGGGGCGCAGCCGCAGCCGCGGAAUCUCGAGAUGGCCGCCGCCGCCGCCGCCGCUGCAGGGGCUCCGCCUCGACCUAGGGUUGCUGCUUGGCCGCAAGGCGAGGACGAGGUCCGGGGGCGGGAAGCUGGACCUGGCGAACUGGCUGAGGUGCUUCGUGGCGCCUCCCCUGCCGCAGCCUUCGGAGGCGGAGGCGAGCGCCGAGGGGAGGGACGCGGGGAACCGCGAGGAGGAGGAGGCCGGGAAUGAGGAGGCCGAUCACCUCGUCGUCAUGGUCAACGGGCUGUACGGGAGUUCGGCGGAUUGGAAAUUUGCUGCAGAGCAGUUUGUGAAGAGGCUGCCGGGGAAAGUCUUCGUGCAUCGCAGUCAGUGCAACCAUUCAAAGUUAACAUAUGAUGGAGUCGACUUGAUGGGAGAAAGGUUAGCUGAAGAGGUUCGACAAGUUGUUCAGAGGAGAAGUAACCUGCAGAAGAUCUCUUUUGUUGCCCAUUCACUUGGUGGUUUAGUUACAAGAUAUGCAAUUGGAAAACUGUAUGAUCCAUCAAUAAAUGAAGAGGCUUCUCUUGAUAAAGAAAACUUCUCAAAUGAACUGAGAACAUCUGAUGGUGGUAAAAUAGCUGGUUUGGAGCCAAUAAAUUUUAUUGCAGUUGCUACUCCACACUUGGGAUCAAGGUGGAAUAAACAACUUCCCUUCCUUUUUGGUGUUCCACUUUUGGAGCGAACUGCUGCAGUAACUGCACAUUUUAUAGUUGGGAGAACAGGGAAACAUUUAUUCCUUACAGACUCAGAUGAUGGGAAGCCCCCACUUCUCCUACGAAUGGCUGAAGACUGUGAUGAUGGAAAAUUCAUGUCUGCGUUGCGCUCUUUUAAGCGCCGUGUUGCCUAUGCGAAUGUAACAUAUGAUCAUAUAGUUGGCUGGAGAACAUCAUCAAUUCGGCGUCAGCACGAAUUACCUAAAUUGCAGUUAACACCAAGUGAUAAAAAGUAUCCACAUAUUAUCCAUGUUGACAAAGGAAAUUCAGAGCAUCAUCAGCAAGAGGAAUCUGUAGAAGCUUCACUUACAGAUAGCAUGGAAGAAGUGAUGAUCCAUGGCCUUACACAAGUUCCCUGGGAACGUGUUGAUGUAUGCUUUCAUAAGAGCUGGCUAAGAUACAAUGCCCACCACAAUAUCCAGGUUAGGAUCCAUCCUGUUAAUUCAGACGGCGAAGACGUAAUCUACCAUUUGAUAGACAAUUUUCUAGUGUAGCUAAAUUUCGAUGAAUUAUUGAUAAAUAACAGCCUUUUAUACGGUGGGUUAACUCCAUUGUACCACUCUAGUUAGGUGAUGACACCCGUGGACCAACAUGCCUGGUUCAUUAGAUCACACGUGAUGUAAGGUUAUCAUUUAUCGGAGCCUGGGUGCCUCUGAUUUGUUGUCUUGUAGUGUAACUGUGUAAGGAUAAUUGUUAGAUUGUUAAUAGUGUAAAUGUCGGUGUAAUAUUUUUUGUACAUAUAAAUUUUAUAAACUUGACUGCCUCUGGUUGUAUAUGCAGUUCUCUGAAUAAAGAUGCUCUUUA